This is a messenger RNA of Mangifera indica (mango), 3285 nucleotides long. RefSeq names its product probable RNA-dependent RNA polymerase 5. The record is from RefSeq and is a predicted model, not a curated record. The coding region runs from base 73 to 3135 and encodes 1020 amino acids. Gene Ontology annotation, cellular component: nuclear RNA-directed RNA polymerase complex. Gene Ontology annotation, biological process: siRNA processing. Gene Ontology annotation, molecular function: RNA-directed RNA polymerase activity. The transcript has 19 exons. NCBI's taxonomy places the organism in Eukaryota, Viridiplantae, Streptophyta, Magnoliopsida, Sapindales, Anacardiaceae.
UCAGUUCCAUUGUAUUGCAAGGUUGAAAUCACUGUUUUCAGUAGAGGGAAAUCAAUUUCACUCUGAAAUUUUAUGUCAAACAUGUCCGAUUCUACCCCUCUACCGCAUUCUGUCCAACAGUUGAUCAACGAAAUCUGUACUAACCAGAAUCAACGGCCACCGGAUGCCGAAGCAAGAAAAGCACUCGCUUCUCUCGGUGAAGAAGAAGCUCUCAAUGUUCUCCGUAUAAUCAAGGGCAAGACAAUUCGUUCUUCGAUUAGUCGUUUCAUAAUGUACUUGAUCAACCAACGCCACAACAACACACACGAGUCCCCGCAGAAACGCCCCCGUCUUUCGCCGUCACACUCUCAUGAUGGAAGCCCUGUCAAUAUUGUUCGUCACAUGAAUCCUUCUCAAGUCCUAAAUGAUGAUAUGAGUCGCUCUCCGGUUCCGGAGCCCCCGAGAGGUUCACCUUUGACUUCGAGUACGAGUUCACGCAUGGAAAGUAACCGAAUAUCGAUUCCUCAAUACGUUGCGUUGGGAGAACUUGAGUUCAGGAAGGCGUUUCUUAUUUUAAGUUACAUCGGGAAGAAAAAGCUGGAAGAUGCAAUGAGUGCUGAUAAAAUUCGGGAGCUGAAGGAUUUGUCAAUGGUCAACCUUGAGUCGAAGCUUUGGAGCACUUUCAAAAAUGAUAUGGACCCGAAGGACCGACGAAUGUCUAUAGACUGGGAUUCUGGAAAAACGCACAUCUAUCGUUGUCAUGUAUCCGCUGAUGGCAGUUAUACUUUCAAGGGCCCUUAUCUAGAUCGAACAAAAACUCACUUACAAAGAGUACUGGGAGAUGACAACGUUCUCAUGGUCAACUUUGAAGUAGACGAGACGUGUAAUCGAAAUUUUGGAGACAGUUCCACUGAUCAUUAUGAUAAAUACAGAAAGAUCGGAAGAGAGGGUAUCCUUCUUGGUCUGCGUCGCUAUCGGUUUUUUGUGUUUAAAGAUGGCGGAAAAAAAGAAAAGAAGAAGGAGCGGCCAACAUCAUCCUCUGUCAAGUGUUAUUUUGUGCGGUUGGAAUCUGAUGCAAUCAUUGACAACAGCCAACACUAUAUAUUAUCCGGAAAAACUGUAAAUGAAGCAAGAGCGUUAUUUAUGCACGUUUACACUGCUUCAAAUGUGGCAAGCUAUAUGUCACGGCUUUCUCUAAUUUUGUCCAAGACCAUGAAGUUAGAGUUGGAUUUUACCGAAGUAACUGUAGAGAGAAUUGAAGACAUACCUUGCUGUGAUGAAAAUGGCAAUCGUGUCUAUAAAGAUAAGAAGCUUCUUAUACAUACUGAUGGAACUGGUUUUAUAUCAGAGGACUUGGCUCUAAAAUGCCCAAAUAAUGUCUUUAAAGGGAAAUGCGGAAAUGCUGACAGUGAGAGACUCGCUAUUAGGAAAGAUAUUGAAGGGAAGUUUUGUGAGAGGGAUCAGCCAGAAUCUCACUGUGGGGUGCCACCUCUGCUGAUGCAGGUCCGACUCUUCCAUGGAGGUCGUGCUGUAAAAGGAACUCUGCUGGUGAACAAGAAGCUUCCUUCACAAACCAUUCAGAUCAGACCUUCAAUGAUCAAAGUUGAGGCAGAUCCAAAUCUGUCUGGUAAUCAGACAAUCAAUUCGUUGGAAAUAGUCAAUACAAGGUUUGUAACUUACCCUUCAUAUGCCAGCAAGCAAUCAAGAAAGACGACUCUAUCUAGGAAUUUAAUUGCAUUGCUCAACUUUGGAGGGGUCCCAGAAAGUUUUUUUUUGGAUAUAGUGAGAAAUGCUUUGGAAGAUGUGCAGAGUGUUUUCUCCAAGAAACGGAAUGCCUUAAAAGUUUCCCUUAUGCAUGGUGGAAUGGAUGAAUUCAUAUCCGCAAGAAUGAUUUUAUCUGGGAUUUCUCUUGAUGAACCAUAUUUGAAGUGUCGUCUGUCUACAUUUCUGAAGAAGGAAAAUGAGUGUCUUCAAGAUGGAAAACUUCCUAUAACUGAAAGUUAUUACUUAAUGGGGACAGUCGACCCCACUGGAAUCCUGCAGAGUGAUGAAGUUUGCAUAAUACUGAAUGAUGGCCAAGUAUCCUGGGAGAAGGUUCUAGUAUAUCGCAAUCCUGGUUUACAUUUUGGAGAUAUCCAUGUCCUGAAGAAUAAAUACGUGAAAGAAUUGGAUGACUUUGUUGGAAAUGCAAAGUAUGCUAUAUUCUUUCCCUGCAAAGGUCCAAGGUCACUGGGAGAUGAGAUAGCAGGGGGGGAUUUUGAUGGUGAUUUGUAUUUCGUUUCAAGGAAUCCUGAGCUUUUGAAACAUUUCAGGGCAAGUGAACCAUGGACAUCUAAGCCUUCAACAAAUAACAUGUCCGCUAAAAGACCAGGUGACAUUUCGCCUGAGGAGUUGGAGGAUGAGCUUUUCAACCUUUUCUUGACUACAAGAUUUGAACCCAGCUAUGCAAUGGGUCAGGCAGCUGAUAGUUGGAAGGCAAUUAUGGAUCAACUUCUGACACUAGGAGAUGAGAGUGCAGCUGAGAAAGCUCUUUUGAAAGAAAAAAUUUUUCGAUUGAUUGAUGUAUACUAUGAAGCUUUAGAUGCCCCAAAGAAGAGUGGUAGAAAGAUAAAAGUUCCAGAAGACCUGAAGGCAAAGAAGUUUCCUUGUUACAUGGGAAAGAAGGCUUCGAUUACUUUUGAAUCCAAAUCUGUCUUGGGAAAAAUUUACAAUACAGUGAAAGAAUAUAAAGGACAAGAAGUAUCUGUGGAAAAUGUUUGGAAACUUCCUCAUUUCAAUGAUGAUGAAGUCCCCAAUGAAUGCAAGAUAAAAUGGAAAGGACUAUAUGAUCAAUAUAGGCAGGAUAUGAGAUUGGCCUUGAAGAAUGGUGGGGAGGGCAAAGAUGAGGCAGCCAAUGAAGUCAUUAAAAAAUAUAAGCAGAUAUUAUACAAGGCAACGGAGUUCGAACAGAGCACAAGGAACAUACAGGAGAUCUAUGAUGAGGCUCUUGUAAUAUAUAACUUGGCUUAUGACCAUGCCAAAAGACAGGGAGCUGUUGGUUAUUGUAGCUUUGCUUGGAAAGUUGCAGGUUCAGCUUUAUGCAAAUUUUAUGCUAUGAAACAGGGUGAAAGAACUAUGCUUUGUUUACCUUCAGUACUUCAAGAAAUAUUUGGUUGAAAAAAUGUUUCUAUAAAUAAUGUAGCCCCGUUGUAAUAUAAAUCGACCUUUGUGUAAUAUAAUAUCCUAGUAUAUUCAUAUUGUUGGCAUGUGUUUGAAAGAAGUCAAAACAGUUGUCCUUGAAUGAAGUUCGCAAUUGUAUCUGGAUUU